AUGCGCGCGCGGGGGUCCCAGGGCCGGGUCCCGCGUUCGGCGACGGUCGGGACCGUCGCGCGGCGCGAGAUCAUUACAUUAGAUCUCGCCCCAACCGCGCUUCUUCGGUUCCUCUCCGUCCCUUACGCCACCUUGCGGCCGCCGGAUUUGAAGCCCUUCGGAGCGUACUGCUGCUGGGACUUCGUGCCCGUGCGUCAGGGCUUGAUGAACUUCUUGGCGCCGAACUCGCCCUGCACGGCAGCCUUGGCGAUGUGCACCCUGCUGCCCCCCUUCCGCUCGAAUCCCGCAGCCUUGGACGCGAGCUUCGCGGUCUUGUCGUCGGUGGACUCGCAUCCCUCGGGGUCGGCGAAGAGGUCGUUCAUCGUGACGGGGCGGCUCAUGGUCCGCGUCGAGGUGGGAGACGGUCGCCGGCGCGGGGCUUCUCCCUGA
Messenger RNA from Micromonas commoda, 429 nucleotides. RefSeq lists its product with no specific name. The coding region runs from base 1 to 429 and encodes 142 amino acids. The transcript has a single exon. The record is from RefSeq and is a predicted model, not a curated record. Lineage: Eukaryota; Viridiplantae; Chlorophyta; Mamiellophyceae; Mamiellales; Mamiellaceae.